UGCGACCAUUUAACCAAUUUCGCCGUGUUGAUGAGAUUAUCGGAGAAUAAGCUUAGUGCUUCUGUAAGUCGAUCUCUAGAAAUUAUUACGUAUAUUGGCUGUGGCUUAUCGGUUAUUGGCUUAGCUUUGACUAUAGCAGCUUAUGCCAUUUUGUGGAAAUAUUUAAAAAAUUCUACUAACAAAAUUCACUUAAAUCUGUUCUCAUGGUUGUUGGUAUCCAACCUAAUUAUGAUCUUGAUCGAUCUAGCUAAAAGUGUAAUGGUUCUAUGCACCACAUUAGCAAGCUUGCUGCACUUUUCACUUUUAACCUCAUUCAUGUGGAUGUUAAUGGAAGGCAUUCAUAUCUACCUCUUCCUUGUAAAAGUCUUU
Trichoplax adhaerens is the source of this 369-nucleotide messenger RNA. RefSeq lists its product as uncharacterized. The annotation marks the transcript as partial. The transcript has 4 exons. Lineage: Eukaryota; Metazoa; Placozoa; Uniplacotomia; Trichoplacea; Trichoplacidae. Gene Ontology annotation, molecular function: G protein-coupled receptor activity. Gene Ontology annotation, biological process: adenylate cyclase-activating G protein-coupled receptor signaling pathway; cell surface receptor signaling pathway. The record is from RefSeq and is a predicted model, not a curated record. Gene Ontology annotation, cellular component: membrane.